UCUGUAUUUACGCACAAUAAUCCAGAUCUGCGAGAAAUUCCCAUAUCGUCAGCAUUUUCAUCUGGCACCGCACGUGCAUAUGCUAAACUUUAUGGCAUCCUGGCUAAUGGAGGGACAGAGGAGGGAAACAAGCUCUUGUCAAAUAAAUCAAUUAAUAAAUUAGCUACGCCCGUAGUGUCAGGGAUCGACCUUGUUACCGCGCUAUAUGCAUCAUACAGUGUAGGCAUGCAAUUUUCAAAGAAUCCAAAAGGAGGUAUUGUUUUUGGACACCCGGGUCAUGGAGGUCAGGUGGCUCAAGCAGAUUUGGAGAAUGGUAUUGGACUAGCGUAUCUUACAAAUUAUAUAGACGUUUACGCACAAGGUGAUCAUCCACGAUUUCUGGCGCUUUUGCAGGAAUUUUAUGCCUGUUUAGAGAACUUCUUAAAGAGCAAGCAGUAAACACAAUUAUUGACACUGAAAAACAGUUGGAGUUUUAAGCAAAGUGGACGGGCCAUUAGUUAAACUUUUAUGUAAGGGAACAGAUGUUGACGUAUUCACUGUAUUACAUAGUGGAAUAAGAAUGAACGACGAGUAUUAUAGAAUUCUUUUCAUUUAAGAUUAAAUAUUUAAAUACAUCUCCUUCAAUAACAUCAUAUCUGAUCACGGUUUUAAUUUAAAGCCUAGGUCUGGUAUAUGCGAAACUUAUUUUGAAGUGAAUAAUAUUGCGUUUUAUCACGAAAAUAUCUAAUGUACAAAUAUACAUAUAAUCAUAUAUCAUACAACAUGUACAAAAAAGGUACGCAAGGGCAAUUUUCUCAUUUAAUUUUGACAAUUUAUGCACAAAUGCAUUACAUAUAAGUGAUUUCGCACAUAAAACCUCAAAACAUUUGCAAAUGUUACUGUUUUAUUGAUAUAAUAUACUAUUAUAUGUUCCGCUACAUUAAUUUUAACUAUCUUUGAAUUUGUAAACUAAAAUGAUAUUUUGUCAGUAACAGCUUCCUUGAAGUCAGCGAGAAAUAUAACAAGGUCUUUGCCAAACGUUAUAUUCAUCAUUAAUGUGUGAAUGCAGUUAUUUGUUACUUUUUAAAUACCAUAAUACAUUGAACCAUUCAAUAAAAGCAUUAAAAUUUUAUAUAUACAAAAUUAUAUAAGGUAAAUUCUUUAAUCACUUAAGUGACAUGACAGUUUCGCGUAAACGUCGGUACCGUCUUUUGUCUAAGGUUCUGAAUGACCGGGUCACGUGAAUCAGAGGGCGAAGCAAUCUCUUCUCUGGCGUUAUGUCAAUUGACAUUACGCCAGAGAAAGGACUGCUCCGCCCAUUGAUUCACGUGACCCGGUCAAUAAGAACCUUAGACAAAAUACGGUACCGAUGCCUUUUCACUUCCACUCGGAGCGAGCAAGUCGCUGAGAAGGCACAGGACAUCGGCAGAUGAUUGAAGGACAAAUGCUACGUUUAAGGCGGCAAGUUCGCAUGUUCUCUACAGCUCGGGGUAACGUUUAAGGCGGCACGACUUAGUUUGCAUGAAUUUAGCUGCCGGUAUCCUGACUAAUGCCGAGGGGAGUUGCCCUACAGUAGUCUGAGUAUGGUGUGCUAGGGUGCGUGAGCCCCUAGUACAGAUAGACGGCUUGUAAGGCAAGCCAUUUGCUGGCACUAACAGCCCUUUUCAGGGCUACUAUUUUCAUAUUGUCACAGGUUACUGUACAUUUAGGUUCUCAUUGGCCGCCGUACAGUGACCUACUUUUGGCUCAAAAUUCAUAUCUUUGGCUAAUACUGCGUGGAAAUUGCAUGGAGGUAAAUUAUCAUCACUUUGUACUUCAAAAUUAACUCUUUAAGGGCAUGACUGGUGACAUGUCCGGGGUCCGUACUCGACAGCGAAAGCUGCUUUUUGUGCCCUUAUGCGCGGAUGGACCCUCAUUAAGCAUUAACUACAUACAACUACAUACAUACAUACGGUACCGAUGUAUUCGAAAAACUGUUAUACCAUGAAUGUUACCAAUGAAUUUACCUUAUAUAAAUUUUGUAUAUAUAAAACUUUGAUGCUUUUAAUGGUAUUAUUGAAUAGUAGUUCUAUUUUUCAGUAUUUAAAAAAAAAAAAGGUUUAAAAAAAUCUGCAUUCACUUAUUAAUGACGCAUGAAGCGUUUUGCAAAGAUUGUGUUAUUUCUUGUUGACUUCAAUGAAAAUUUUAAACUGACAAAAUAUCAUUAUACCUUUCAACUUCAAAGAGUGACUAUAUGUAGAAAAGUAUAUGCUUAUGUUAUGGUCGUUUUAUUUUGAAAAUGAAGUAGCGAAACAAAAACAGUAAAAAUUUAUUUGUGACACAAAUAAAAUUUAAAAAUCAUUUUCCGGGUUUUAUGUGCGAAAUUCAGUUUAUAUAACAAUUAAAUUGUUCAUGAAUUGUUAAAAUUGAUUCAGAAAAUUCAUGCCCUUGCUAACUUUUUAUUAUAUGUGAUUAUAUAUUGUGAACAUACAUUUGAUAUAUGAUUCACGACAAAACACAACGUUAUUUAUUCCCUUUAAAAUAAGCGUCACAUAAAUCAGACAUGAUGUUAUUAGUAUUAGUUUCGUAUUAAGCAGAUCUAUUUGAGUAUCUAAUAUUAAUUUUUUGAACUUUAAUAGAAAUAUUUAGGUUAGAUAUUUCCGCCCAAUUUUUAAUUGUGUUUACUCAUUAUAUUUGCAUUUUUACGACUGCGUUUUAAUUGACGUUUUAUUCAUAAACGAAAAAAAUGUCAUAUCUUCUGGAUAUUCUGGGACCUUGCAAUAUGUAAUAUGAUUAUGAAUAGAUAGAAUGGAAAUGAAAAAAGUGGAUUUGUUUAUUUUUUUUCUUUUUCAAUGAAUUUGUGUUAUAGCCGGGAUAAAUGUUUCGUACUUAAUUAUUUUUCCAUGUGUAGAAAUUUAUUGAUUUUUUGUAUAAUAAACUAACUUACUCGAUCUGUCAAUAUGUCAGUAUAUUUGGUAACUUUAUAAUCAUAAAUAUUAAUUAAAAAAGCUAUAAAUUUACAGAAAAUUAAAAUGACUUCAGUCUAAA
Ruditapes philippinarum (Manila clam) is the source of this 3006-nucleotide messenger RNA. RefSeq names its product beta-lactamase domain-containing protein 2-like. The annotation marks the transcript as partial. NCBI's taxonomy places the organism in Eukaryota, Metazoa, Mollusca, Bivalvia, Venerida, Veneridae. The record is from RefSeq and is a predicted model, not a curated record. The transcript has 2 exons.